Arabidopsis lyrata subsp. lyrata is the source of this 664-nucleotide messenger RNA. RefSeq lists its product as uncharacterized. Lineage: Eukaryota; Viridiplantae; Streptophyta; Magnoliopsida; Brassicales; Brassicaceae. The transcript has a single exon. The record is from RefSeq and is a predicted model, not a curated record. Bases 199 to 573 code for a protein of 124 amino acids.
UUAACCAUUCACCAAAUUUAUUUAUUUUUUUCUUCCAACCCAAAUGUUUAUAAUCAAUCACCUACUACACAAUUUAACCCAAAAAAAAUGUCACAUGAAGUCGGCAAGAAUCAAAUAUAUUACAAAAAAAAAAAAAACUAUAAAAGUAGCAAGUCAUGAACGCCGCCGUCUUCCUCCACCGUAACAAACGCUAACGUCAUGCUAACCUGCGCAUCUACCUUCUCUACACGGUGGAGUCGCAUCGUCUUUUUGCUCCUCUGUUCACCUCUUCUUCUACCUCUUCUCUGCCUUUCAAUUCCUCUCCUCUGCGCCGUCGAGAUUUUUAGCCGCCUCCUCAGUUGUAUCGUGAAAGCUCCAACUUCCUCCGCCGUGUCGGAAGUCCUUGCCGUCGAUGAAGAUGAUUUACGGCUCCGGCGAUGUGAAGAAGGAUUUGGAGUGAAAGAAAAAGAUGAGAAAGAAGAAAGUAGUUUGCUUGAUAGAUACUUAGAUGAUCAGUUGAGUUUGGCUAAAUCCAUUUGCGAAGAUGACGGCGAUCGUGAUAGUGAUUCUAUUAGGGUUCCUCUUUUGUCGUAAAUCUUUUUUUUUUUUUAACUAGUAAAAUGUAAAUAUAGAUAGAAUAUACUUUCGAUUAAUCUCAAUUUAUGAUAAUAACCACAAAAAAAAA